AUGAGCAACACGUCAGCCGAAAGGGAGAAGAAGAAGUGGUCCUCGCCACACGACCAUGAUGCGGGCCACGACCACUAUGACACGCAUGUCGAGGUCGCCUCCGUUGUUGACGACGGCAAGGCCGCCAUCCCCCUAGGCACAUUUGACCCCGUAUACGAGGCCAAGGCCCGUGUUUUGAACAAUGCGAUCCAAGACAUUGGCAUGGGAUGGUACCAGUGGCAGCUGUUUGUCGUUGUCGGCUUUGGUUGGGCCUCGGACAACAUGUGGCCAAUUGUCACAAGUCUGAUCUUGCCCGCCAUCAAGUCCGAGUUCAAACCAAAGUACGGCCCGCUCCUCACGCUUGCCCAGAACAUUGGUCUUCUCAUUGGUGCCAUGUUCUGGGGCUUUGGGUGUGAUAUCUUUGGCCGUAAAAUGGCCUUCAACUUGACUCUUGGUGUCACCGCUGUCUGGGGUAUGAUUGCUGCGUCGUCGCCCAACUUUGCCGCCAUUGGAGUCUUCUGUGCCUUCUGGUCCUUUGGUGUCGGUGGGAACCUCCCCGUGGACUCGGCCGUGUUCCUCGAGUUCCUCCCGGCAUCGCACCAGUAUCUGCUCACUAUUCUCUCCGUCGACUGGGCACUUGCGCAGGUCGUCGCGACUCUCAUUGCGUGGCCGCUCCUCGGCUACCACACCUGCUCGGGUGACCCGGGCACGACCUGCACCAAAAAAGACAACAUGGGCUGGCGCUACUUUGUCAUCGCCAUGGGAGGCAUCGCUCUUAUCAUGUUUGCAAUCCGCUUCAUCUGGUUCACAAUCUACGAGUCGCCAAAGUACUACAUGGGCAAGGGUCAGGACGAGGAAGCUGUCCGUGUGGUCCACGAGGUCGCCCGUCGUAACGGCAAGACCUCCAACCUGACUAUCGACGACCUCAAGGCCUGUGAACCAGCCGACUAUGUCGCCAACACCAGCGCUGGACAGGCUGUCAAGCGCAAGCUCCAGAGUAUGAACGGCAACCACAUUCGCGGCCUCUUCUCUACCCCCAAGCUCGCGUUCAGCACAUCGAUGAUCUGUAUCAUCUGGGCCUUUAUCGGCCUUGGCUACCCGCUCUACAACGCUUUCCUCCCGUCCAUCCAAGAGACCAGGAACCGCGACUAUGGAGCCACCAACUCGGUCUACCUGACCUACCGCAAUUCGCUCAUCUAUGCCGUCCUCGGUAUCCCCGGCGCCCUCCUUGGCGGCUGGUUUGUCGAGUUCCGCGUCGUUGGCCGCAAGGGCGUUCUCGCUGCCAGCACUGCACUCACCGGCGUCUUCCUCUUCGCCUCGACGACGGCCACCAACUCGAACGCCCUCCUUGGCUGGAACUGCGCAUACCAGUUCUUCAGCACGAUCAUGUACGCCGUCCUUUACGCUUACACCCCGGAAGUGUUCCCGACCAUCCACCGCGGUACCGGCAACGCCCUGACGGCCACCUGCAACCGUAUUUUCGGUAUCAUGGCACCCAUAGUUUUCAUGUUCGCCAGCGCCACGACCUCGAUUCCGGUCUACAUUGCGGGAGCGCUCUUUAUUCUGGCUGGUCUCAUUUGCCUCAUCCUUCCUUACGAGCCGCGUGGAAAGGCGAGUCUGUAA
Apiotrichum porosum is the source of this 1602-nucleotide messenger RNA. RefSeq lists its product as uncharacterized. Gene Ontology annotation, biological process: transmembrane transport. NCBI's taxonomy places the organism in Eukaryota, Fungi, Basidiomycota, Tremellomycetes, Trichosporonales, Trichosporonaceae. Gene Ontology annotation, molecular function: transmembrane transporter activity. The record is from RefSeq and is a predicted model, not a curated record. Bases 1 to 1602 code for a protein of 533 amino acids. The transcript is spliced from 5 exons. Gene Ontology annotation, cellular component: membrane.